AUGUAUCAAUCUGACGGUGAUCUAAACAGUUUGAUCGAUAGCGUGUUUGGCACGAGCAACAAUAACGGUCAGUUACCGAGUCAAGCGGUGCCGUCAUCAACAACUCUGGACGACCUUCUUCAUGCCGUUUUCACUCCCGCUUCAAGUACGAAUAACGUUUCACCGGGAGGAGAUCAGCAAACAACUCCAGCAGUGGAUAAUACCCGAAGUAACGUUGACGGCAAUGCUGCCGAUUGCGAGUGCGUGCCGUAUUAUCAGUGUCAGAAUGGCUCCAUCUUGCAGAAUGGCGUUGGCCUCAUUGAUAUCAGGUUACAAGGACCGUGUGAUAAUUAUUUAGAGGUGUGUUGCGCGAUUCCUGACGUGAAAGCUGUCGAAGACAUAACGACUCCUCGGCCAACGGCGCGUAAAGGCUGUGGCUAUCGUAAUACCGAGGGUGUUGGCUUCCGUAUUACCGGCUCCAAAGAUAACGAGGCGCAGUUCGGGGAGUUCCCUUGGAUGGUUGCAGUUUUGAAAAAAGAAAGCAUCGGCAAUAGCUCGGAAAAGUUAAAUGUUUAUCAGUGCGGUGGUGCUCUCAUUCAUCCAAAAGUCGUCCUUACAGCUGCUCACUGCGUUAAUGGCAAAGAUCCAAAUCUAUUGAAAAUCCGAGCUGGAGAGUGGGACACUCAGACGAAAAAUGAGAUCUUGCCCCAUCAAGAUCGAGACGUUCAGAAUACGAUAAUUCACGAACGUUUUCACUCCGGUGCGCUUUACAAUGACUUUGCUCUUCUCAUCUUGGAACAAGCCGUUAACAUUGUUGAUAAUAUCGAUGUUAUCUGCAUUCCCGAUGCUGGCACCAUAUUUGAUUAUUCCCGUUGUUUUGCUAGCGGAUGGGGAAAGGACAUCUUCGGUAAGGAAGGGCAUUAUCAGGUAAUUUUGAAACGAGUUGAAUUGCCAGUAGUGCCACAUAAUAUAUGCCAAAACUCUUUGAGAACAACAAGAUUAGGAAAUUAUUUUAAAUUGGAUCCAAGUUUUAUUUGUGCCGGCGGUGAGCCUGGUAAAGAUACCUGUAAGGGUGACGGUGGUAGUCCGCUAAUAUGUCCGAUAAAAAAUGAUCCUAAACGAUAUGUACAAGCAGGUAUUGUUGCCUGGGGUAUUGGCUGUGGUGAAAAACAAAUCCCUGGUGUUUAUGCCAAUGUUGCUAAUGCUAGACACUGGAUCGAUCAACAAAUGGCAAAAGUAAAUCUCGAUAGUAGGGAAUAUCAGUAUAGACAGUUUUAAUUUUCAAGCAAUCGGUUUAUUCUACUUUGAUUCUACUUUUCCUUAUAUUUGUUAUAUUCAAAUCGAUCGUACUCAAUCAUUUUGAUAAUUUGUGCUAUCUCACAUUUAAUUAUAUAUAAGAAUAGUUUUACUACUCGACGUCAUACUCUGUAAAAUAAUUAAUAUUUAU
Ceratosolen solmsi marchali is the source of this 1426-nucleotide messenger RNA. Its product is annotated as tryptase-2. The record is from RefSeq and is a predicted model, not a curated record. Bases 1 to 1257 code for a protein of 418 amino acids. Gene Ontology annotation, biological process: proteolysis. Lineage: Eukaryota; Metazoa; Arthropoda; Insecta; Hymenoptera; Agaonidae. Gene Ontology annotation, molecular function: serine-type endopeptidase activity. The transcript is spliced from 6 exons.